Messenger RNA from Iphiclides podalirius (scarce swallowtail), 1053 nucleotides. NCBI's taxonomy places the organism in Eukaryota, Metazoa, Arthropoda, Insecta, Lepidoptera, Papilionidae. The record is from the annotation of a GenBank genome assembly.
AUGUUCUUCACAACGAUCAUAAUUGUACCGUUAUUUGCAAUUGGAGGUGGGCACACUCCGACGAACGGGUCGGACGUGCUAGUGACGUAUACGGGACACAGCGAGGCCGGUUCUCCGGUCCGUCCCGAGCUGGAAACACCAGAAGCCAGCGUCCGCGAUGUCGGUGAUGCCGCUCGCAAGGUCCACGACAGCGGUGGUGUAACAGGUGCAGCUGACGAGGUCAUUUUCAUUCCGAACGAGAAGCCUGUCGUGAGGAAUGAAGACUUGCGAAACGAGGAAGCUGCGAGGGAUGUGCUUACGAGGAAUCAGUUGCCUGAUAAUGUGAACGUCGGCACUGAGUCACCGAACCAAGACGUAGUUUUCAUAUCCGGCAAGAACCACGGCAGCGAGGAAAAGCCCGACAAGAGGAGAACAGAGAAGCGGAAGAAAGAGAAAGUAGCAGAAGAAGAGGACAAGGGCCCCACUGCGGUGAAACUCGACUGUUCCAAUCUAGACUGCGAGGUCGCGCAAGUGCCGGUCUGCGGGGGCAAGUUGGAGCGAAAAAGAUGGACGUAUCGUCUGUUUCUUAACGAGUGCUUCUUCAGGAAGGUCAACUGCGCGUUCAGGAAUCGUGGCAAUAGAUACAAACAAGUCCCGAUAGAUAAAUGUGCGGGCACAGCUGCUGUGUUCUCCGAGAGGCCUGUCUUUAAGCUCGCUCCACUGAAGAUCACACCACGGCCGCAGUUAAAGCAAAACGACACGAGACGGAGCAUUUCAUCCCGGCGAUCUCUGAACAUGGGCCCCAACGGCCAGUUCUGCUCGCAUCCGUGCCCCGUCAGCUGCACCGAAGAGUACGACCCGCAGUGCGCCGUCUCCGCAACGGGCCAGAAGCGCGUCUUCCUCAACCACUGCAAGCUUGACCACAACUCUUGCUUAUACAGAGCAGUGUGGCACCGACGACCACUGUCUUGGUGUGUUGGCGGCAAGAUGGCUGACAUACAGCAGAACAGGGGUUUCAUCGCGUGGAUGCAGAGGAACGGAGUUGUGGACAGGAAGGGGAGACUGGCUCUUCCU